AUGUCUGACAACACCCACCCCCAGCUCUCCCUUAUGAGCAAAAAGUAUUGGUGCAGAGGGCCCUCCAGAAGCAAUUGUGAGAUUGUGGCAGACUCAGAAAGCGGUCGAAACACACACAGGUCCCAAGUGAUAGAUUUAAACAGAAGGGGGCUGUUUGUGAAAGUCACAAAUCUCCGAUUUGAUGAUGCUGGAGCGUACUGGGUUGGGAUUGAUAAGAUAUAUGCUGACAUCAUGACCCAAGUCAAAGUGAUUAUCACUGAAGGUAAGAAUAAAAGUUUUGUGUCAGUUCCAGUGUCCAAGCCCCGACUUUGGCCCCUGAGCUCUCUGGUGGACAGGCCAACAUGUUGGGGGAAGUCAGUUACCUUACGCUGUGAUUGUGCAAAGGGCACUGGUGUUCGUUAUGCCUGGUAUCAGCACAUUGACAGCAAGGACUUCCUGCUUCAUAAGUCUUCAGACUUGUACCUUCACUGUGGCACUGUUCAAAAGGACUGUAGUUAUUUCUGUAUUGGCAGUAAUGAAAUAAGCAGUGAGAAGAGUGAGCUCAUCUCUGUGCAGGUUCUGAUGCCUGCAAACAGUAGCUGUAUCUAUGUUGUUAAUAUUCAGGCUGAGGGUAAGGACAUAGAAAGACCAGUAAAUCAAGAGCUUCACCACCACAGACCAGUACAAGUCCACAUCACUGCAGCCGCAGCACUAAUCCAUCAGUCAAUCUCCCGCUCCCCUCUCCUGCCACUUCACACUCGGCUGCGAACCACUCCAGUGCAAGCUGGAGGCCACAACCUGUAUCCUGUAUCCAAGGUGCGCAUGUGUGAGCGUCUGGUGCAGGUGGGGGAUGGAGAACGAGUGUGA
Pelmatolapia mariae (spotted tilapia) is the source of this 846-nucleotide messenger RNA. RefSeq lists its product as uncharacterized. The transcript has 5 exons. Lineage: Eukaryota; Metazoa; Chordata; Actinopteri; Cichliformes; Cichlidae. The coding region runs from base 1 to 846 and encodes 281 amino acids. The record is from RefSeq and is a predicted model, not a curated record. Gene Ontology annotation, molecular function: transmembrane signaling receptor activity. Gene Ontology annotation, cellular component: plasma membrane.